This is a messenger RNA of Oncorhynchus keta (chum salmon), 4955 nucleotides long. RefSeq lists its product as uncharacterized. The transcript is spliced from 5 exons. The record is from RefSeq and is a predicted model, not a curated record. The coding region runs from base 212 to 1105 and encodes 297 amino acids. Lineage: Eukaryota; Metazoa; Chordata; Actinopteri; Salmoniformes; Salmonidae.
GAAGUCUGGGAUGUGUGUACGGCUGUAACCAGUCAGUCCCAGAAAUGACAACAUGCCUGACACCGAGAUGGGGCGUGAAUGAUGGAGAAUCGAAUCUCUGUGGCUUUUGGAGAGGCCAGCGCCUUCUCCAGAGAUUUCUCUGCCCAAGAAAAGGACAGUUCUUCGACAGGACUGGACUUUGCUCUUCUUUACCUUGUAUCCCUUGACUGCAAUGAAGUCCAGUAACGAUUUUGUCAUCUGUAGACAGAGAUCUGAAGUGGGAGCCCCCAACAACAGGUCGUCUACAUACUGGAUCAGAAUCACCCCUCUGGAAUUUUCAGCUCAGCCAGACCGACUCAGAUUAAGUCUGAGGCCGGUAACAUCAACAGUGACGACAAACCCAGCCUUCCUCUCUCCUUCCACACUGAGUCCAAACCUACAGUCACUGGGUCCUGAUUGUGACAGUGGAGCCCAGUUUGCACUGCAGGAUCCAGAGAUGGCAUCAGUGAAGCUGGAAGACUGCAGUCAAACACUGGAGCUGAAUGUCAACAUUAAAGAUGAAGAAGAGGAGGAGAAGAUUGGGAAAUCUGUUUCUCGUGGACGACUAGAAUUAUGUCUGAGGCCGGUAACAUCAACAGUGAGGACAAACCCAGUCUGCCUCUCUCCUUCCACACUGAGUUCAAACCUACAGUCACUGGGUCCUGAUUAUGACAGUGGAGCCCAGUUUUCACUGCAGGAUCCAGAGAUGGCAUCAGUGAAGCUGGAAGACUGCAGUCAAACACUGGAGCUGAAUGUCAACAUUAAAGAUGAAGAAGAGGAGGAGAAGAUUGGGACAUCUGUUAGUCAUGGACGACUAGAAUUAAGUCUGAGGCCGGUAACAUCAAUAGUGAGGACAAACCCAGCCUGCCUCUCUCCUUCCACACUGAGUCCAAACCUACAGUCACUGGGUCCUGAUUGUGACAGUGGAGCCCAGUUUGCACUGCAGGAUCCAGAGAUGGCAUCAGUGAAGCUGGAAGACUGCAGUCAAACACUGGAGCUGAAUGUCAACAUUAAAGAUGAAGAAGAGGAGGAGAAGAUUGGGACAUCUGUUUCUCAUGACUUGGCCCAAUGGAGACCUGUCCAGUGAUGCCAUCUCUAGAUCCUGCAGUGCAACAAGUCUCCACUGUCAAUCAGGACCCAGUGACUGUAGGUUUAGAAUCUGUUUUGAAGGCAGUGCGAAAGGAGAGAGGCAGGCUGGGUUUGUCCUCACUGUUAACCUGUCAACUCUGUCUGAGAUCAACCUCCUCCCUUAUGCAGGCCACACCCCCUCCCAUUGUUACUGUGUGUAUGAUCACAUUUUGAACAAUGGCUUCCUAAAAUGCUGUGGUGUUUACUAACCCACUAGGAAAGGUUCUGGUAGAUGUGGACCAUCACAGGUGAGGUCACAGCUCUUUCACUCUAAACAUUCAUAUCAAUGACUCACCCUCAAAUGGACCAUCAAUACCAGAGUUCUCCAAUACUAUUUACAUAAUCAACUGGGCAUUACAACAGUCUGACCCUCAAUAUAGUCCUGGGUGUAUAUUGAGCUCUAACAAUGGGUCGUGGAAAAGGUCUGUGUUGUGGAAUGAUCAGAAUUAGUUGGGUAACAUAGAUAAGAUGUUUUAUUUUCAUGAUAUGCUUAUGAGUUAUUUCUCAUAAGAAUGUAUUUUGUUGUACUAUAGUGGUGGCCAUUGGCAGUUAUCUGUUCUAUGUCAGGACUAAGUUGCAUGGGCCGCAGAGAGGGGAGAGGUCAAGGGGUCAUCAUGUGUAAACAUAUCUUUUCUGUGUGCCAGUGACUCCCUACUUUUCUCAUCGGGGAAAGGAGGGUGACAGUGUCUGGAAUCAUUCUAUGCUCCCUCUUUGUUGACCUAUAGGGUCACUCUCCUCUCCGUGAGUUUGUCCUCUGAUUGGUUGUAUUUAGAAUUGGUUCUAAAUGACAAUUUGAUGUACAUCAUAGGGCGGGGGUAAUGUCUUGGUACAAUUUUGUACCAAGGACGAGAUAAGAGCUUUGUUUAGGAGACCAAACUGAACGAUCAUUUAUAGCCCACUCUGUCUGACGAGGGGAUACUCCUCUCUGAAGUAAAGUCUUUCUUUGUGUAAGUUCCUAAGACCUGUGUUUUGUCAUAUCGUCUAGGGGGGGUGGAUCUUUGCUAUAAAGGAUCCCAUUUGCCAUUAUGUAGAGCACUCAACUGUUCAGUAGAGAUACUGAAGUGUUGAAAGUCAAAAUGCUAUUGCAAAAGCUUAAUUAUUAUUAAAGGUGAAGAUUAAGCAUAACUCUGACUCGUGUGUGAUUUGCUCUCUCAUCAGUUGGUAAUUAAGGAAAUUUCCACGACAUCUGUUGAAAUGAAUACUGUAGUGGUGUAGAGAAAGGUAACACAAGCUUCCUCUCUGGUUCCAUUCCCCCAAUAGUAACUGGGUCAUUACUGGAUCGUGGUUGUAAUGCCGUCCCUGGACAUUUGCACCAUGAAAAGACUAAUAAUGCAUUACAAUACUAUGCUGACAUAUGGGAUGGUUUUAAGGUCGUACCAUGGAUUGUUUAGAUCAUUCAUUUAGUAUUUUAGGACAUUAGGUAUAAACAUGAUUAAAAAUUAUUUGAUAAAAUACAGAAUUUGUCCUUUACUACUAUAUCUACUAUAUCCCAUAGAAACACACUGAAUGAAACGUUCAUUAAAAUACUAAUGGUGAAAACUGAUCAACACGUCAUUAAUAUCUGAUACAUUUAGUAUUUUAUUAGGAUCCCCAGCAGCUACUCUUCCUGGGGUCAAACAGGAAACACUAAAAAAUAUAUAAUAUACAUACAAGCUCUACAUUUAUCAUUGAACAAAGGUAAUUUAGUAAUAUAAAAUAAUCCACCCAAACUAAUCACACCAUCUUUUCUGAUAUACACAGAGUACAAAACAUCAGAAACACCUUCCUAAUAUUGAGUUGCACCCCCCUUUGUCCUCAGAACAUCCCCAAUUCGUCACGGCAUAGACUGUCAAAGGUGUUGAGUGUUCCACAGGGACGCUGACCCAUGUUGACUCCAAUGCUUCACACAAUUAUGUCAAGUUGGCUGGGAGUGGAUCUCUACUCUGAAUAGCUCGUUUCAUCUCCUCCCACAGAUGCAUAAUUACAGUGAAUUCAGUGAGCUGUUCUUGGAACCAUUCAUGGACAAGCCUUGUGGCAUAAUCCUGCUGAAGAAAACAACUUGCAGAUGGAUAAACUGCUGCCAUGAAGGGAGGCACCUGAUUGGCAAUGAUGUUUAGAUAUCUUGUUGCAUUCAAAUGGUGCCCUGAAAACACACCCCACCACCAGCCUGCAAUGCUGACACACGGCAUGGAUGCAUGCAGUGGUGUAAAGUACUUAGUUUUUACCUAAGUCGUUUUUUGGGGGUAUCUGCACUUUACUAUUUAUAUUUGACAACUUUUACUUCCCAAAAAUUCCUCAAGAAAAUGUAUGUAAUGUAAUAUUUUUGACAAUUUUUACUUUUAUUUCACCAAAUUCCAACGCCCAAAUUGUACUUUUUACUCCAUACAUUUUCCCUGACACCCAAAAGUACUCAUUACAUUUUUUUAUGAUUAGCAUGACAGAAAAUAGUCCAAUUCAUGCACUUAUCAAGAUAACAUCCCUGGUCCUCCCCACGGCCUCUGAUCUGGCGCACUCACUAAACACAAAUGCUCCGUUUGUAAAUGGUGCUGGAGUGUGCCCCUGGCUAUCUGCAAUAUAAAAAAACAACACAAUUGUGUCGUCUGGUUCACUUAAAAAGCUCAAGGAUCGUACCCAUUUUUUUUGGUGACAUUUUCACCUAAAAUGACAUACGCAAAUCUAACUGCCUGUAGCUCAGCACCUGAAGCAAAUACAUGCAUAUUCUUGAGACAGUUUAAAAGGAAACAAUUUGAAGUUUGUGGAAAUGUGAAAUUAAUGUAGGAGAAUAACACAUUAGAUCUGGUAGAAGAUAAUACAAGCAAAAAAAACUGUGUUUUUUAUUUUCUAUCAUCUUUGAAAAGCAAGAGAAAGGCCAUACUUUCAGAAAGGAGUCUAGAUGUAAUUUAGAUGUUGGCCACCAGAUGGCAGCAGUGUGUGUGUGCACAGUUUGACUGAUGCAGUGAAGAAUUACAUUACUGGACUGUAUCAAGUCUGCCAGGAAUUUGCCCAAAUGUGCCGAAUUGGUCAUUUAAGUACAUAACUAUAGAGAACAUAUACAAAUGCUAUGGUAUUAAAUAAAUGAAGUUUACACACUCCCAGAAAUGUCAUACAUGACGGAUCAUUAGCUUAUACACUAACCUUCACACAUCUUGAUGGCUGGGUGGGGUGGGUGUGGAGCCAGAGACAGCAGGGGUUCAAAAUGUAGAACCCAGUUCCUACAGUUGAACAUGAAAAUGUAUUCUAUGCUACAUUUUAUCUGUGGGACCCUCAGGAUGACAUAUCAGAGCAAGAUUACUGAAUGUAAGUACAUUAUUUACCUUCAGAGGUGAAUAUAUCAAACCAGUUGCCGUGAUAAGUUAUUUUAUUGUCGUGCACUCUCCUCAAACAAUAGCAUGGUAUUUUUUUCACUGUAACAGCUACUGUUAAAUUGGUGACCGCAGUUAGAUUAACAAGAAUUUAAGCUUUCUGCCCAUAUAAGACAUGUCUAUGUCCCGGAAAGUUGGCUGUUGGAUUCAACGUCAUUCUAGUCACAUUAGCGCACGUUAGCAACAACCGUUCCGGUUUAGGGACACCCAGAGGUUAAUUUAAGGAAUUUGAAAUGAUUCAUACUUCUACUUUUGAUACAACCAAAUAAUUUCAACUUUUUACACAAGUAGUAUUUUACUUGGUGACUUUCACUUGAGUUACUCUUGCCACAUUACAAAUGGUAAGUCUUCUCUCCUUUAUGGUUAGCUUGGUGUCUUUUCAACUGGCCCAUUUGAGAGAAACUCUUUCCACAAUCAGAGCAGGAGUAAGGCUUCACUCCUGUAUGUAUACGUUCAUGUCUUUUUAAG